CUCAGAAGAAACAAGUGUAAAGUGAACAGGUUGAGUGAUACGUAGCGGAUCAGGCGACUGGGGAGAGUUGUGUUUUUUUAGAGCUUCAGAACGACAGAAAAAAGGCCAGAAAACGACUGAAACGGGAACAGCGUAGGCCUGAAUGGAAGAUAACUUUCUGGGGAAAGUUUACUGCGCAUGGUCAGACGGUUAUUGAGCGUUUAAAAGACUUUUAGUGCUUUCUGACUCGCUCACGUGCUGUAUUUUUGAAGCCUAGUUGGUUCCUUGAACUUGCUGUGGUUUAUUUAUUUUAAUAUGGCGCUGAAACGCCUGUUUUUGCUGCACCUGCCGCCGCCGCUGCUGCUGCUGCUGCUGGUGUCAGAGUCCGUGUUGGGAGAAGCCCCCAGCGCUGAGGAGCGCACUGACAGCACGACCACCGACAUGCUGGAGCAACACAUGUUCAAACUGUACGAGAAAUACAGCAGAGAAGCGCAGGAACCUAAAGAAGGAAACACUGUGAGGAGUUUUAAAGCAAAGACUGAAAACACGGCGCAGAGAGUUUUGUACCGUCUGAAUCUAACCUCCCUCCAAGAGUCUGAGGUGAUUCUCACAACCACACUGCAUUUCUUCUUCGAUAAACGCCCACGCCAGAGGUCCUGGUUCUGCAAGCGCCUCAAGAACCCCUCCUGCCGCAUCCAGAACCUUCACCAGCUGCCUUCCUUUCGCAUCCUUUUCCGAUGUCCUUUGUCUGGCUCUUCUCCGGACUUGCUGCUUGGAAACAUCACCUUGUAUCCUCACAGACGGGGGAUUUGGCAGACCAAAGAUGUCUCACACAUUAUAAAGGAGGCGAGAAACAGGAAUCGGCUUGUUGUAACACUGGAGUUUGAUUAUGGAGAAAAGUACCAGAAGUAUCAGGACCAGUUGCCAGCAUCCAGCCUACCAUACAUGCUGGUGUAUGCCAAUGACCUGGCCAUAUCUGAACCUAACAGUGUGGCUAUGAGCUUACAGAGGUAUGACCCCUUCGUCGCAGAUGAGCAGACCACUCGCUCUCCAAAUUCUUCGCCUGACGUGCGAGUCAAGCGGGACUUGUAUUUUCCUGACCCCAUCCAGAACAAUGAACUCCCUGAGGUGGAGUACGACAGCUUCAAGCAGCACGAUAUGUGGGAAAGCACUUAUCAACCACUAAAGCCAAAGCCCUCUAAGAAAGAGAGGAGAAAGAAAGUUCAAGAGCACCCUGACAGACUGAACAAGUCUCAGGUUCUCAGCUUUGAUGAGAAAACCAUGAAGAAAGCAAGGAAGAGACAAUGGAAAGAGCCUCGCAGCUGCACCAGGAGGUACCUGAAGGUGGACUUUGCAGACAUCGGCUGGAGCGAAUGGAUCUUGUCUCCGAAGUCCUUCGAUGCAUACUACUGCGCAGGAACCUGUGAAUUCCCCUUACCUAAGAUUGUUCGCCCUUCCAACCAUGCAACCAUCCAGAGCAUAGUGAAGACGGUCGGUAUCAUUCCAGGCAUCCCAGAGCCCUGCUGUGUACCUGAGAAAAUGAACCCCCUCAGCGUCCUCUUCCUGGAUGAGUCCAGAAACAUCGUACUAAAGGUUUACCCUAACAUGUCUGUGGAGACGUGUUCUUGUCGAUAGUCCUGAAGAUCAAAGCAGUGAUGGCAGAAAUAAGUGUUGUGGUUACAACACUAAAAGAACUAAACGUGAACAAGAGGCAUAUUGUCUUUUAUGUUGUUUAAAGGACGUGCUCCCUCCAUGUACACUCUUUAUUACAGCUUAUAGUUUUCUGUUAGUUGCAGUAAACAGUGUACAGAAAAUUCUGUGUACUUUUUUUUAUCUGUGAUGUGCGUUUUAUUUUGGUGAACUUGUCUUGUCUAUGAGAAGACCACGUGUGUAUAUUUGUUUGAAGACGUGGUUUAGAUGUUAUUGCAUUGCUGCUUUCUAUGUACAUAAAACCUAAAAAUGAGCCAUUAUUUAAAGAUGGUCCUUACGGUCUAUAUUCUAACAUUAAGUAGUACAAAAGCUUGGUUUGUAAAGUGCCAUGUAGAAAUUUCAUGGUGGAAAGUGAGUUCAUGUAAAUGUUGGAAUGGAAUGAAAAUCAAUGUCCAUAGUGUAGCACUUCCCAUGCAACAAGAAGCCCAUGUUUAAGUAAACAAAGUACUUGGUUUGAGUUACUUUAAAUAGUAUAAAAUAUUUAACACUCCUUCGGAACUGUGCUUUCAUGUCAAGCAUGCAUCCGAAAGCAUUGGUAGAAACCUAAUUCCAAACAGUUCAGUCUCAAAACUAAUAAAGAGACUUUGAAUCCAGGCUUUGGUUUCCUGACUGUUAAGCAUUGAACUAACAGUAAUCCACUCAUACUCAGAAGUUAUAUUUGGAAUAUUUCCAAAGUGGAUGUGUAUCAAAAGUAGACAACUCACCAAGGUCACUGAUGCGUUAAAUCCUCUAAGAGUUUGUGUUACUUUUAGAGACGUAAUACAAGAAUCCUAAGACUCCACAGUGGAUUAUGAGGAGAAUGUUACUGCUAUUUUAUCUCCCUAUUCCUUUUUACAUAAUAGUAUUUAAUAAAAAGUGACUUAAGUAUGAAAUAUUUUGAAUGAAUGUGUUUGAAUGUGUCUGUAUGUGUGUGUGUAUAUAAAACAUAUGAUGACUGUGCUUUCAUAUGAUGUAUUUUAGAGGAUGUAUUUUUGUACAUUGUGUGUUUUAAAUUAUGAAAUGAAAUGAAUUAGCCAUAUGUAUAGUAAAAUGUAGAAUAAAAGUACAA
This is a messenger RNA of Astyanax mexicanus (Mexican tetra), 2737 nucleotides long. RefSeq names its product growth differentiation factor 10a (gene gdf10a). Bases 295 to 1614 code for a protein of 439 amino acids. Gene Ontology annotation, biological process: BMP signaling pathway; SMAD protein signal transduction. The transcript has 3 exons. Gene Ontology annotation, molecular function: cytokine activity; growth factor activity. NCBI's taxonomy places the organism in Eukaryota, Metazoa, Chordata, Actinopteri, Characiformes, Acestrorhamphidae. Gene Ontology annotation, cellular component: extracellular region. The record is from RefSeq and is a predicted model, not a curated record.